AUGCUCGUACUGUUUGAGACGUCAGGUGGUUUUGCACUCUUUAAAGUAUUAGAUGAAGGAAAGCUCUCUAAUGUUGAGGAUUUGGGUACUGAGUUCUACUCUGCAGAGUCAGCUCGAAGGAUGGGUCUACACAAGUUUUUGAAAAAUAACUGUGAUGAUGGUGAAAUCUUAGCUGUGGCUGAUCCAAAGCUUGGAGAUAUCAUCACAGAGAAACUGGACAUAGAAUGUGUUCACAACGAUGCUGUUAUGGAGCUGUUACGAGGUGUGAGAAGUCAGUUAACCGAACUUUUAUCCGGAUUGGAUGAUAAUGAUUUAGCUCCAGUGAGCUUGGAAUUGUCUCACAUCCUUGCUAGAUAUAAACUAAAAAUCACCUCUGACAAGGUGGAGACCAUGAUAAUCCUAUCUAUCAGUCUGCUUGAUGAUCUUGACAAAGAGCUUAACACUUACACUACGAGCGUUUGUGAAUUGUACGGUUUGCAUUUUCCCGAGCUUGCUAAUAUUGUACAGGACAAUAUCUUAUAUGCCAAGGUGGUUAAACUAAUGGGGAAUCGGAUUAAUGCUGCAACGCUAGACUUCUCUGAGAUAUUGGCUGAUGAAGUUGAAGCAGAACUAAAAGAGGCUUCUAUGGUGUCUACGAGAACUGAAGUCAGUGACCUUGAUUUGAUGCACAUCCAAGAACUCUGUGACCAAGUUCUUUCAAUCGCUGAGGACAAAACUCUGCUUUGUGACGACUUGAAGAACAAAAUGAACAAAAUUGCACCAAAUCUAACUGCCCUUGUCGGGGAGCUAGUCGGUGCUCGCUUAAUAUCUCAUUGUGGUAGUUUAUGGAACCUCUCAAAGCUACCAUGGAGCACAAUUCAGAUUCUUGGAGCUGAAAAGACCCUAUAUAAAGCCCUUAAGACCAAACAAGCCACUCCAAAGUAUGGUUUAAUCUACCACGCACCUUUGGUUAGGCAAGCUGCACCAGAGAACAAGGGUAAAAUCGCACGUUCACUAGCUGCAAAAUCUGCUCUUGCUAUCCGGUGUGAUGCUUUUGGUAAUGGCCAAGACAACACUAUGGGAGUCGAAAGCCGCUUAAAGCUUGAAGCGCGCUUGAGAAAUCUUGAAGGAGGAGAUUUAGGAGCAUGCGAAGAAGAAGAAGAAGUUAAUGACAAAGAUACAAAGAAGGAGGCUGAUGAUGAGGAAGAACCCAAAACUGAGGAGUGUUCGAAGAAGAGGAAGAAAGAAGCAGAACUUGAAACCGUGGAAGAUCCCGCAAAGAAGAGCAAACAAGAGGGUGUAACAGGAUUAUUACUCCUGAUGCUUUUAAUUUCUCUAAUCUAUUUCUUUUCUGUUAACCAGUUGCUAUGGUAA
Messenger RNA from Arabidopsis thaliana (thale cress), 1353 nucleotides. RefSeq names its product NOP56-like pre RNA processing ribonucleoprotein. NCBI's taxonomy places the organism in Eukaryota, Viridiplantae, Streptophyta, Magnoliopsida, Brassicales, Brassicaceae. Gene Ontology annotation, molecular function: snoRNA binding. Gene Ontology annotation, cellular component: box C/D methylation guide snoRNP complex; nucleolus; small-subunit processome. Bases 1 to 1353 code for a protein of 450 amino acids. The record is from RefSeq and is marked reviewed. The transcript has 7 exons.